This is a messenger RNA of Venturia canescens, 2138 nucleotides long. Its product is annotated as glycerophosphodiester phosphodiesterase 1. Gene Ontology annotation, biological process: phospholipid metabolic process; ethanolamine metabolic process; N-acylethanolamine metabolic process. Gene Ontology annotation, molecular function: glycerophosphodiester phosphodiesterase activity. Lineage: Eukaryota; Metazoa; Arthropoda; Insecta; Hymenoptera; Ichneumonidae. Gene Ontology annotation, cellular component: plasma membrane. The record is from RefSeq and is a predicted model, not a curated record. The coding region runs from base 352 to 1437 and encodes 361 amino acids. The transcript is spliced from 5 exons.
CGCUGUAGAAAAUUUUAUGACAUUUGACAUUACAUCAGUGUUUAGUUUAUAGGAGUGACUAAAGUUUCUAUCGUGCAAGAAUUUUUUCCGACUAAAACCAAGAUAAACGACCUAACAUUGCUAAUUUAUUUAACCACGCAGAAUUCUAAGGCAAUCAACGAAUUCUCAUGGCUUCAACGAAUUUAUUACAAAAUAUACGUCAUAAAAGUCUUUCUAUCAACAAAAGAAUAUUCCCGUUAUGAGUAAAAUAUUAUUGUAAACAAUCGACGAUAACGUGAAAAAUUUUCAUUACAUUCGAUUUGAAAAGGAGAUCAAAUUAUUUGAUUGUAUCUUGAAAUCAAACGCAGUACAAUGUUUCCUUUGCUUAAACAAAUUUUGGAUAGCGCUACUUUGUGGAUUUAUGCUCAGACUAUUUGGAUCGUGGCUGUGAGCUUUUUGUACUAUUUCACUAUACCUUGGAUAGCAUGGGGCAGUCUAGCCAUUUUUUUUGCAUUGAGAUUAACGAGGAAUCCAUCCUCUGAUCCAACAAUUGUCCACAAAGUUCUAGGCGCUGAUCCUUUUAUUUUGGAUAAAGAGCAUCUUGGUGGCAACAGUCAGGGUAACGGGAAGCAAUAUUGCAUGCGAGUGGUGGCCCACCGUGGUGGAGGAUAUGAUUAUCCCGAAAACAGCCUGUCGGCUUUCAAAAAUAGCAAAGAAAAAGGCUGUACUGCUGUUGAAUUUGAUUUGGCUUUAACAAAAGAUAACAUUCCAAUAAUAUUCCAUGAUGAAACGAUCGAAAGACUGACCGGCAAAACAGGCCGAAUUAAGGAAAUGACCUGGGAUCAACUCAAUCAACUAGAUAUUGGUGAAAAUCAUCCGCUCCGAGAAAAGUUCGAUGGUGUAGAAAGAAUUGCCCUUUUUGACGAUAUCUUGGAGGAAUGUCUCCGCAAUGGCCAGCAUAUGUUUAUUGACAUCAAAGAAAAAAGUCUAGACAUUAUACAAGUAAUUUUAAAUGCAUUUAACAAACAUCCAGAACUAUAUGAGAGGGCAGUUGUCUCAAGUUUUCAUCCAAUUCUCAUCUAUAUGGUGAGAAGAAAAGAACCCCGAAUAGUUACGAGUCUCGCUUGGAGGCCAAAAUUUUUCUCUACUACAUCGUUCGGAGGAUUGGAUGGACCAGGACUGGUUCGUUUCAAAAAUCCAUUCAAACAUUUGAUGGCCUGCAUUUUAGAUGCUGUACACGAAUGGGCUUUACCGCGAUUCACUUAUUACAUACUGGGGAUAUCGGCUAUAUUAUUGCACAAAGAUGUCAUCAGUCCAGAAACUAUUUACCGAUGGCGUGAUCGGGGAAUACGCGUAAUAGCUUGGACGGUGAAUUUACCAUCGGAAAAAUUGCAUUUUUCUCGCCUACUCAAAAUUACGUACAUGACUGAUACGCUAUUGGCGGAAAAAGUGACGUAAAUUUAUAAAAACGCUUAUGAAUACUCAACACACUCCAUUUAAGAAACAGAUCGCUAAUCGCUCUUUUAUCAAACAUAAUGGCGUACUCUUAUAAAAGUGUACACUCUAAAACAACAAAAUUUCAUUAGAUUUAAACAUACUUUUUUUUAUUAUAUCAAAACAUACUUUUGUGAUUCUUCGCAAAGAAAUACAACUAAAGUUUUAUAAUUUAAAAGUGACAUAUUUUGGCAGCAGAACGCUCUAAUUCAUAUUUGUAAAAAGAAAAUCGUUCUCUUCACAACUUUAAGUUUGAGCUUUCAAUGCAUUGUGCCUAUUUUUCAACAAGAUUCAUCAGCAUUUUCAAUCUGUUUCUCAAUCAUACUUCUCAAGUAUUAAAAGGAUUUAAAAAACAUGCACGAAUGAAAAGAUCUCCGAACAUUAGCAUAGUCUUGUUGCAGUAUUAUUGCAAAGUUCGACCAUUUUCUUUUUACUUUAUAGCAUUUCUAGUCUAGACCGCAGUAAUUACGAAACAGAUAAUUUAUUAUUUUAAGCAGCAGCACAUAUAUAUAUAAAAUCUUAUAUAUUCAUAUCGAAACAACGAAUUUUUUAUAAUACGCAUGUAAAUAAAACUCUAUUAUAAACAUCUGUUUCCAUGAAAACGCAUGAACAAGAUCGAUUGUAAACAAACAAGCAAAAAACAUUAAAGAAGAUUCUUUUUACAA